This is a messenger RNA of Trichophyton verrucosum HKI 0517, 2049 nucleotides long. Its product is annotated as bZIP transcription factor CpcA. The transcript has 3 exons. Gene Ontology annotation, molecular function: DNA-binding transcription factor activity. The record is from RefSeq and is a predicted model, not a curated record. Gene Ontology annotation, biological process: regulation of DNA-templated transcription. Lineage: Eukaryota; Fungi; Ascomycota; Eurotiomycetes; Onygenales; Arthrodermataceae. Bases 1 to 2049 code for a protein of 682 amino acids.
AUGGACGGAGAAUGGGGUGAGCAAAAGAUAUUCAGCGGAAAGGAGAGAGACAAGCGAUGGCUGCCUGGCUUCGUGUUCCAGCGCUGGAGUGCGCAGGCUGAGGCGGCGUUGAGCCGCAUCUCGUUUCUUCUGCAAGGGUUCGCAUCCACGCCAGAAGCGAACUAUCGGUUUCAGCUGCGCCCACCACCGCCCACGGCCGCCUUCCACCCUCUCCCUCGCGCUGCUGCUGGCCUCGUCGUCCUCGCUGGCGCCUCUGCUGUCUCCUCCAUCUUCCCGCGUCUCGCUGCGACUUUUCCUCGUCCCGCGCGGUCGUCCUUUCUGAUGACUAAGACAGAAGUCGGGUCGCUCGAUCGGGAAGGCGGUGGGAUUUUACUGCCACUCGCGCGCCCUUUUUUUUUUUUAUUUAAAAACUCGCUUCGUCGUCGUCUUUUGCUUCGUCUUUUUUUCCCUUUCUCUCAUCUUCAUCCUCUUCACGCACACAAAAAAAAAAACAUACACAUAAACACAGAAAAAGAAGAUAGACGGCGAGAUACCCGGCAUCGAGGCCUCAGACAAACGCCAGACGCAACCAUACAAGCAUUCCCUGACUUCGACUUUCUCUUCUCAAGGCUACAAGAUGGCCUUCUAGACGCAGGCUCCAGCUCGCUCGGUCUCUCCCACCAAGAGACAACAACCACGUUGGAUUCCCACGAUUAUACCACUUCACCAUCAACUUCUUCACCCCCUUCAGAGCCUCCUUCCGGACCUCUGAACGCAUCUUCUGAUUUGUCUCGUGCAAACCCCGCGUUCUCUUCCUCCACCACCAUUCCCCAGUUCGACUUUACGUCGUUCACCACGGAUAACCAACGCCCAUCAUGGCUUUCCCAACCACAGUCCAGACAGCCUUUGGCUACAAACAAUCGUCCACAGCAACCGCAAUACAGUUACAACAGUCUCCCUGCCUCCCUGCAGCAAGACUUUCAGCUCUUCCCGACUCCUCAGCCGCUUGCAGCACAACCCAGCAGCUGGUCAGCUCCCAAGAGCUCUCGUCUGGUUUCGCGUCAGAGUAUCCAGAAUACCCCUAGAUCUGGUUCUGCAGCCUCUGCUUUGCCUACCAGCAGCAGUCGUACCUGUAUCUCAGCCCCGCAACCGGUCUUCUACUCGCCUAGUGUAAACACUUCUUCAUCUCGCCUAGCCAGCCAAAGCUUGCGUCCUCCUGUACCCUUGUUCGCGGAUUUGGGAAAGAAAACUCCAGUCCAUUUGCAAGAUCAGAUCAAGAACGCCGCAAUGGAGGGUACGUCGGUCGCUACUUCUUCGAUUUUGACCAACACUAAUCCCUCUCUCGCUACUACUAUAGACUAUUUUGACUUGUCCGAUACCUACGAAAUGCAGGGCAGUGACUCGUUGGCCUUGAACGGCAGCCAGCCACUUGCCCUUGCAGACGCUCCUCCCCUGACUGUUUCUCCCCAAGAACUUCUCUUGGACUCUUCGUGCCCGCCUUCCACCUGCAUGACCGAUCUCAGCACUCCAUCCUUCGAGUCCCCCGGCACCUUCAGCCACGACACCUCGCCACUCUUCAGCACUGCGGACGAUCUCUCUGCUGACCAUGAUGGCUGGGAGUCGCUCUUCCCCGGAGACCCGCUGACCACUCUCGAUGAAACCCCAAAGCUUUCGGCGCCUGUUCUGACUCAGCCACCGGCUCAUCGAACUGUCCAGCAAGAAAGGAUUUCUACCACUGCUUCGUCUUCACCUGCUGUUAAAUCUCGCUCUUUUCCAACGCCAUCACCUCGCUUGAGUUCUCGCUCGUCAUCCAGCCGCCCUUCAUCGGUGUCCGGGGUCACUAAGCGAACUCGUGAAAAGCACCCUUUGCCACCAAUUGAGGUUGAUCCUUCCGAUCCUGUCGCAGUCAAGCGAGCUAAGAACACCGAGGCAGCCAGAAAAUCUCGCCAGCGGAAGGUGGAACUCCAGGAGUCACUUGAGCGUCGUAUUGAAGAGCUUGAAGCCGAACUGGAGCAAGCCAAACAAGAGGCCGAGCACUGGAAAGGUGUUGCUGGGCACACCGGAAGCUAA